This is a messenger RNA of Cololabis saira (Pacific saury), 3299 nucleotides long. RefSeq names its product ATP-dependent 6-phosphofructokinase, platelet type-like. Bases 71 to 2452 code for a protein of 793 amino acids. Gene Ontology annotation, biological process: fructose 1,6-bisphosphate metabolic process; canonical glycolysis; fructose 6-phosphate metabolic process. Gene Ontology annotation, cellular component: 6-phosphofructokinase complex; membrane; cytoplasm. Gene Ontology annotation, molecular function: ATP binding; monosaccharide binding; AMP binding. The transcript is spliced from 22 exons. The record is from RefSeq and is a predicted model, not a curated record. Lineage: Eukaryota; Metazoa; Chordata; Actinopteri; Beloniformes; Belonidae.
UCCGUGUUAUCCGUCUGCAGCUCUGCCAGCUGAAGCUCACUUCAUCCUCAGGUGGCACCGGGACGCAGCCAUGGCCGGAACCGCGGCUCCCAAGCGCCAGGACACGCGCAAGUUCUUCGAGAACCUGUCCGGCGCCGGGAAAAGCAUCGCAGUGUUGACCAGCGGAGGAGAUGCUCAAGGUAUGAAUGCGGCCGUCCGGGCCGUCGUCCGAAUGGGUAUCUAUGUGGGAGCAAAAGUCUACUUCAUCCACGAGGGGUACCAGGGGAUGGUGGACGGAGGAGACAACAUCAAAGAGGCGAAGUGGGAGAGCGUCUCCAGCAUGCUGCAAGUGGGCGGUACAGUCAUCGGCAGCGCCCGCUGUAAAGAGUUUCGCACCCACGAAGGACGUCUGAAAGCUGCUCACAACCUGGUGCAGCACGGCAUCACCAACCUGUGCGUGAUCGGCGGAGACGGCAGCCUGACCGGAGCCAACCUGUUCAGAGAGGAGUGGAGCGGCCUGCUGAACGAGCUGCUCGAGCAAGGUCUCAUCGAUGAGGAGGCGGCCAAAAGUAACUCGGAGCUUCACAUCGUCGGCAUGGUCGGCUCCAUUGACAACGACUUCUGCGGCACCGACAUGACCAUCGGCACGGACUCGGCCCUGCACCGCAUCAUUGAGGUGGUGGAUGCCAUCAUGACGACUGCUCAGAGCCACCAGAGGACAUUCGUGCUGGAGGUCAUGGGCCGACACUGUGGAUACCUCGCUCUGGUCAGCGCCCUGGCAUGUGGAGCCGAUUGGGUUUUUAUCCCUGAAAUGCCUCCUGAAGAUGGCUGGGAAGAAAACAUGUGCCAGAAACUCUCUGAGAGCCGAUCUCGGGGUUCCAGGUUGAAUAUUAUCAUAGUUGCUGAAGGAGCCAUUGACAGACAAGGACAACACAUUACCUCCCACUUUGUGAAGGAUCUGGUGGUGCGCUGCCUGGGCUUUGACACCCGGGUCACUAUUUUGGGCCACGUGCAGAGAGGCGGAACCCCCUCCGCCUUCGACAGGAUCCUGGCCAGUCGUAUGGGCGUGGAGGCAGUGCUGGCGUUGCUGGAGGCGUCUGCCAACACCCCAGCCUGCGUCGUGUCCUUGGUUGGCAACCAGGCUGUUCGACUACCACUGAUGGAGUGUGUUCAGAUGACCCAGGAAGUACAGAAGGCCAUGGAUGAGAAGAAAUUUGAGGAGGCAGUGCGACUACGUGGCAGGAGCUUUGAAAACAACCUGAACACCUACAGACUGCUGUCCUACCGCAAAGCAGAUUCCGAACUACCAAACAGCUCCUUUAACGUGGCGGUGAUGAACGUCGGCGCCCCGGCGGCGGGGAUGAACGCCGCCGUGCGUUCUGCCGUCAGGGUGGGAAUCACUGAAGGCCACACCAUGUUUGCCGUCAACGACGGCUUCGAGGGAUUCUACAAAGGGCAGAUCAAGGAGAUUAAAUGGGGAGAUGUUGGCGGCUGGACAGGCCAAGGUGGCUCCCUGCUGGGGACCAAAAGGACCCUUCCAGGGAAACAUCUGGAUAAGAUCGCCGAGCAGAUGAGAAUCCAUAACAUCAAUGCUCUGCUCGUAAUUGGAGGGUUUGAGGCCUUUGAGUCCUUACUGCAGCUCUACGAGGCCCGCGCCGACUACGAGGAGUUUUGCAUCCCGAUGUGCAUGCUGCCUGCCACCAUUAGUAACAAUGUGCCCGGCACUGACCACAGUAUCGGAGCCGACACGUCGCUCAACGCCAUCGUGGAGACGUGCGACCGCAUCAAGCAGUCGGCCAGUGGCACCAAGCGGCGGGUCUUCAUCAUCGAGACCAUGGGCGGCUACUGCGGCUACCUGGCCACCGUGGGCGGCCUGGCUGCCGGCGCCGACACCGUCUACAUCUACGAGGAGCCGUUUGACAUCCGUGACCUUCAGGCCAACGUGGAGCACCUGACGCAGAAGAUGAAGACGACCAUCCAGAGAGGCUUGGUGCUCCGGAAUGAGAGCUGCAACGAGAACUUCACCACCGACUUCAUCUACCAGCUGUACACCGAGGAGGGCAAAGGCGUGUUCGACUGCAGGAAGAACAUCCUCGGCCACAUGCAGCAGGGAGGAGCUCCAUCUCCCUUUGACAGAAACUUUGGCACCAAAGUUGCAGCUAAAGCCAUACAGUGGAUCACUCGGACCCUCAAGGAGUCCUACAAAGGAGGGAGAGUGUUUGCCAACUCGGAGGACACUGCCUGCCUGUUGGGGAUGCGUCGCAGGGCUAUGGUCUUCCAGCCCGUGGCGCAGCUCCAGGACGAGACCGACUUCGACCACAGGAUCCCCAAGGAGCAGUGGUGGCUGAAGCUCCGUCCCCUCAUGAAGAUCCUGGCCAAGUACAAGACGAGCUACGACGUCUCCGACUCCGGCCAGCUGGAGCACGUGACCCGGGUCCGGCCCAAAGACAGCGACACCUCGGCUGCGAUCUAACUCCACGCAGAGCUUCCCUCCCCACAACGAACCAGCUCCACAAAUCUGUGACGGUCGCUCACCUAAAGAUAUAUCGAGCACUGACGGGCUGCAAACUUGGCAAGGUAGAGAGUGGGUAGUUUAAAGAGAGCUAUAUGUAGACGGCACCUUUCAGAGAGGAGAUUCUAUGUUUUUGAUCAGUUAAACUUGAAGAUGGUUGUUUGGAAAAACUAACAUUGUAUUUUCUAGACCCCCAAAGUCAUAACUAAAAUACUAAUAUCUAUAUAUAUAUAUAGAUAUAUAUUUAUGCACUCCUGAUGAUGCACUGUAAGUAUUUAAGUUUUAGUUUCAGACAAAUGUAGCUGUAUCCAUCUCUUUUUUGUUUUGUAAACGCCACGCUGGUCAAACAUCGAUGUUGUGCGAGCACAGCCACGCUGAGGCGGGUGAUGCUUUCAGAGUCCAGCUUUUAUCAUCAUACUGUAUUUUCUACAACACAUUGAGCUCCAUAGUUAAUAUUUAUCCUAAAGCUGCUUAUAAAGAAGGAAUCAAGGCCAGGACUUUCACACUUUGAUUGUAAAAACACUGAAAAACGUGAUGGAAGACGUGUUCAUGGAGGCUGCAGGGCGAGCUGGUCGUGUCCCCCGUCAACCGCUAACUGUGCGUGAUUGCUGUGUUGUUGCCUUUUGCUGCUUGUGUCUAUGCUCGGCUUUAUAUGGCACCUUUUAAUAGUGGUUAAAUGUAAGUUCCGUCCUGCAAACUGUUGUAACACAGCAGUGAGGUGCACAAUGUCUGUCUGAAACUGCCAAAAUUAACGCUACGUGAUGCAAGUGUCCUCUCCGAGUAAAUAAAGAGUUUAUUGUGUGGAAAA